AUGUUCUGGGCAUUUGACUUGAAAGAGUCCAAUACUACGAACAAGGCAUAUUUCUUCCCAGGUCUUGUUGCCCACGCAACUGACAAGUCAACGCUUGAAGUUGUAGCGGAUGCCAUCACUUCUGCCCCGGGUUGCCGACCGGAGAACAUCAGCUCUUUCGCUAGCUUUGCUAAAUUCAUCCAUGAGCGUCAGUACCUGGGCCUUGAGAUGGAUAUGUUGGCAUUAGACUUGGUUCCCGUUGAAAAGUCAAGACUGAAAAUCUACUUUAGAGACAGGCGAACAGACUUUCGAUCAGUCAAGGAGAUGAUGUCACUGGGAGGCAGGAUACAUGGCGAAGAUUUUGAUGUUGGCAUGAGAAAUUUGAGAAGUCUCUGGGACGCGUUAAUAGGAACGAGUGAAAUGUCUGAUGAUGUUCCUCUACCAUACAAUAACCAUCGGACAGCUGGAGUUCUCUACAACGUCGAAUUCCGCACAAGCAGCACAACACCAAAGGUUAAGGUCUAUAUACCUGUCCGGCACUAUGCGAAGAACGACUCGCAGAUCCUUGACGCCUUGGGAGACUUUUUGGCAGAUCAGACAAGCAAGUUACCAGAUGUUGUGAUCGAUUCACUUUGGACAAAAAGGUAUUCAGAUUGCUUAUACAACAUUUUGUGA
Fusarium musae is the source of this 654-nucleotide messenger RNA. RefSeq lists its product as uncharacterized. The transcript has a single exon. Gene Ontology annotation, biological process: alkaloid metabolic process. NCBI's taxonomy places the organism in Eukaryota, Fungi, Ascomycota, Sordariomycetes, Hypocreales, Nectriaceae. The coding region runs from base 1 to 654 and encodes 217 amino acids. Gene Ontology annotation, molecular function: transferase activity, transferring alkyl or aryl (other than methyl) groups. The record is from RefSeq and is a predicted model, not a curated record.